Messenger RNA from Arabidopsis thaliana (thale cress), 1746 nucleotides. Its product is annotated as aluminum activated malate transporter family protein. Gene Ontology annotation, cellular component: membrane. The record is from RefSeq and is marked reviewed. The transcript has 7 exons. Bases 1 to 1746 code for a protein of 581 amino acids. Gene Ontology annotation, biological process: transmembrane transport. Lineage: Eukaryota; Viridiplantae; Streptophyta; Magnoliopsida; Brassicales; Brassicaceae.
AUGGCGGCACCAAAGCUGGAAUCUUUCAGGCGGGGUAGCAUGUUCGACGGAUCUUUCAGGCGAGGUAGUAUGUUCGAUGGUUCGUUUCGACAAAGCAUGAGAGAUAGGCUUAUCCUACAGAGCAGAGGCUAUUCCAAUGUCAACGACGAUGACAAAACUUCCGUCCGUUGCUGCUCCUACAGCUACUUCUCUGACAAGAUCACGGGGGUUGUGAAGAAAUUAAAGGAUGUUUUGGUUACGGCAUGGGAGAUGGGAACAGCUGACCCGAGGAAGAUGAUAUUCUCGGCGAAGAUGGGUUUGGCUCUGACACUUACCUCUAUCCUCAUCUUCUUUAAGAUCCCAGGAUUAGAGCUCAGCGGCCACUAUCUCUGGGCAAUUCUUACAGUAGUUGUUAUCUUCGAGUUCAGUAUAGGAGCCACCUUUAGCAAAGGAUGUAACCGGGGACUAGGAACAUUGUCCGCAGGAGGACUGGCGCUUGGCAUGUCUUGGAUAUCGGAGAUGACUGGAAAUUGGGCAGAUGUUUUUAAUGCUGCUAGCAUCUUUGUAGUAGCCUUUUUUGCGACUUAUGCAAAGCUAUAUCCAACGAUGAAGCCUUACGAGUACGGAUUCCGGGUGUUCUUGCUGACCUAUUGCUACGUAAUAGUGUCAGGAUACAAAACAGGGGAAUUCAUGGAAACAGCUGUUUCAAGGUUCCUUCUGAUAGCUCUUGGUGCCAGUGUUGGCCUCAUAGUGAAUACUUGCAUUUAUCCCAUAUGGGCUGGGGAAGAUCUCCAUAACUUGGUCGCCAAGAACUUUGUGAACGUAGCGACUUCUCUGGAAGGUUGUGUGAACGGAUAUCUUGAGUGCGUAGCAUAUGAUACAAUCCCAUCUAGGAUUCUGGUCUAUGAAGCUGUCGCGGAAGAUCCAGUGUACAGUGGUUACAGAUCAGCCGUUCAAUCUACAAGCCAAGAAGACACCCUGAUGAGUUUUGCAUCAUGGGAGCCACCACACGGACCGUACAAAUCCUUUAGAUACCCAUGGGCACUGUAUGUGAAAGUAGGUGGUGCAUUGAGGCAUUGUGCUAUCAUGGUCAUGGCGUUACAUGGCUGCAUUCUCUCAGAGAUCCAGGCUGCAGAGGAUAGAAGACGAGAAUUUCGUAAUGAGCUUCAAAGAGUGGGAAUCGAAGGAGCAAAAGUACUAAGAUACAUUGGGGAAAGCCUGAAGAAGAUGGAGAAGCUAAACCCUAUAGAAGACAUACUCUACGAGAUUCACCAAGCAGCAGAAGAACUACAGAGCAAAAUCGACAAGAAAUCAUACCUUCUCGUGAACGCCAAGAAUUGGGAAAUCGGGAACCGGCCUAGGGUUAGGGAUUUGACUGAUGAACAAAAAAUCUCGAAUCUCGACUCUGAUCUAAGUCGGAUCUUGGCUCAUAAAUCUCAGAGUGAAGCCACUCUUCGUCCACCGAAGAAUUGGGAUGAUGUUACAACUGCAGCUAACUUGAGUUCGGCGACGAUGCUUCCUUACCUGCAAUCAAGGACGAUGAUACAUAAACAGCCGUCGUGGCCUAGCCGGAUCUCUAUUACGCCGGGAAGUAUGUUACAGCCACCACUGGGAGAGCCGGGAAAAAUGUACGAGAGCGCGAGUAAUCUUUCUCUAGCUACGUUCGCUUCGCUACUGAUCGAAUUCGUCGCGAGGCUUGAGAAUCUCGUGAAUGCGUACGAUGAGCUCAGUGUCAAAGCUAAUUUCAAAGAAGCUGUCUCUGAGUGA